UGUCAAAGUCUUUGUGUCUAUUUGUUGAAUUUUGUUAAUUUUUUUAGUGAAAAAAUAAAACCACUCUAUUUAUAAUCUAAAUCAAUUCAAAACACCAACAGAAUUACCAUUAUUGUAUCUUGUAACCAUAAUUGUUCAAAAGUACCAUGGCUGGAGGCGCAGACAGGAAUACAGAUCGUCGACGAUCGCGUUCACGUGAACGCCGUGAAAGAGAUCGCUAUGAAGAUCGGGAAACUCAUAGGGAAAAGGCGAAACGUCGCGAUCGGUCCAGGAGCCCUAGGAAAGAACGAGAUAGGUCUCGUAGUCCCGCUAGGAAAGACGGCGAUUUACGAGCGCGUAGCCCACGAAAAGAUAGGGAACGCUCGAAAAGUCCUCGGAGAGAUCGAGGUCGAUCAAGAAGUCCGAAGGGACAAGGAAGAAAUAGAGACCGCUAUGCCGAUGACAGAGAUAGAAUCAGAAAUAAAAGGGACGACGACAGUAAACAAGAUGAAGAAGAAAACAUGGAGGAAGACCAACCAAAACCAGUCAAACGAGAACCAUUGUCAUUGGAGGAGCUGCUUGCCAAGAAAAAAGCUGAGGAGGAAGCUCGCAGUAAGCCUGUGUUCUUAACUAAAGAACAGAGAGCUGCACUUGCAUUAGAGAGGCGCAAAGAGCAAGUGGAAGCAAUGAGAGCCAACAUUGACAAGCCUGUGGUAACUACAAUAGAUCUCACUGGCCCCUCCAAAAAAGAAGAGGAUAGAAAGUACAGGGAAGAAAGGGACAGAGAACGGGAAAGAGAGCGUGAAAGGGAAAGAGAAAGGGAGAAGGAGAGAGAAAGAAAAUAUGAAGAAAGAAAAGCUGAUCGCAAUAAAGAUGAUAAAAAAGAUAAAAAUGAUGAAAAUAAUAAGACAAAGGAUAAGGAAAGGGAAGAGGAAGCUAUAAAAGCUCGCUACCUGGGGAUUAUCAAGAAGAAACGACGGGUUAGAAGAUUAAAUGAUAGGAAGUUUGUUUUUGACUGGGAUGCUUCAGAAGAUACUUCAAAUGAUUACAAUCAAUUGUACAAGGAGAGGCAUCAAGUACAAUUCUUUGGUCGGGGCCACAUUGCUGGCAUUGAUAUUAAAUCCCAGAAAAAAGACUACACCAAGUUUUAUGGAAAUCUAUUGGAAAAGAGAAGAACUGAACUGGAAAAGGAACAGGAAAAAUUGCGUUUGAAAAAAGUUAAAAAGAAGGAAGACAAACAAAAGUGGGAUGAUAGACACUGGUCAGAAAAGGAUGUGGAUGAAAUGACAGAACGAGACUGGAGAAUCUUUAGAGAGGAUUACAACAUUACCAUCAAGGGUGGCAAAAUACCAAACCCAACUCGCUCAUGGAAGGAAGCAAACUUCCAUAGUGACAUAAUGGAUAUCAUAAACAAAGUGGGCUAUAAGAGCCCAACUCCAAUUCAGCGGCAAGCUAUACCUAUUGGUUUACAAAAUCGUGACAUAAUUGGUGUGGCAGAAACUGGUUCUGGUAAAACUUUAGCAUUUUUAAUACCUCUGUUAACUUGGAUUCAAUCUUUACCAAAAAGUGAACGUAUGGAAGAUGCAGAUCAAGGUCCUUAUGCCAUAAUCUUAGCACCGACCAGAGAAUUGGCCCAACAGAUUGAAGAAGAAACAAAUAAAUUUGGUAUUCCAUUAGGCAUUACCUCUGUUGUAGUUGUUGGAGGUCUUUCAAGAGAAGACCAAGGUUUCAAACUUCGCCUUGGAUGUGAGAUAGUUAUUGCUACACCUGGUCGUCUGAUUGACGUCUUGGAGAACAGAUAUUUAGUCCUUAAUCGAUGCACUUACGUUGUACUUGAUGAAGCAGAUCGUAUGAUUGACAUGGGUUUCGAACCAGAUGUGCAGAAGAUUUUAGAAUACAUGCCAGUUUCUAACAUUAAGCCAGAUACAGACGCAGCUGAGGAUGCAUCUGUGCUGCUUGCUAAUUAUAAUACAAAGAAAAAAUAUAGACAAACUGUGAUGUUUACAGCUACUAUGCCACCAGCUGUUGAAAGAUUGGCUCGAAGUUAUUUACGAAGACCAGCAAUAGUAUAUAUUGGGUCUGUCGGUAAACCAGUAGACAGGACAGAACAGGUAGUAUACAUGAUUGGAGAAAACGAGAAACGUAAGAGGCUUACAGAAAUAUUGCAACGCAAUGUUGAACCACCCAUUAUCAUAUUUGUUAACCAAAAGAAAGGUGCAGAUGUACUUGCUAAAGGUUUGGAGAAACUUGGAUUCAAUGCUUGCACGUUACAUGGUGGUAAAGGUCAGGAACAGAGAGACUUCGCUUUGGCAUCUCUUAAAAAUGGAUCCAAGGAUAUAUUGGUUGCUACUGAUGUUGCUGGUCGAGGUAUUGAUAUUAAAGAUGUCAGUAUGGUCAUAAACUAUGACAUGGCAAAAUCUAUAGAGGACUACACACAUCGUAUAGGUCGUACUGGCCGUGCGGGCAAGACCGGUAAAGCAGUGUCAUUUGUCACUAAAGAGGAUUCAGCCAUAUAUUAUGAUCUUAAACAAGUUUUACUAGCGAGCUCUGUAUCUACAUGUCCACCUGAGCUUAUGAACCAUCCAGAGGCUCAACACAAGCCUGGUACAGUUGUUACAAAGAAGAGAAGAGAGGAAAUGAUUUUUGCAUAAUUCUAUAUUAUAUUGUAAGGAUUUUAAUGCUGAUUCCACAUCUAACAGUUGUUUACAAAUACAAUAACUGUAAAAUUAAAAUUAGUGUUGAUCACUCCUGAUUAUUAUUAGUAGGUGUUAGAUGUGUGAUCAGUUGAAAUAACAAGUGUAAACAUAUUUAACAUUUUAAUUACAAUUUUUUUAAAUAAAUUACACUGGAGUUACAAUAAAUAACAAUUCUAAAACUUA
Molecule: messenger RNA, 2858 nt
Organism: Bicyclus anynana (squinting bush brown)
Lineage: Eukaryota; Metazoa; Arthropoda; Insecta; Lepidoptera; Nymphalidae
Product: probable ATP-dependent RNA helicase DDX23
Exons: 1
Coding region: 147-2630 (827 amino acids)
Biological process (GO): mRNA splicing, via spliceosome
Cellular component (GO): catalytic step 2 spliceosome
Molecular function (GO): ATP binding; RNA binding; RNA helicase activity
Source: RefSeq, a predicted model, not a curated record